Baudoinia panamericana UAMH 10762 is the source of this 1928-nucleotide messenger RNA. RefSeq lists its product as uncharacterized. The record is from RefSeq and is a predicted model, not a curated record. Gene Ontology annotation, cellular component: mediator complex; nucleus. NCBI's taxonomy places the organism in Eukaryota, Fungi, Ascomycota, Dothideomycetes, Mycosphaerellales, Teratosphaeriaceae. The transcript has a single exon. Gene Ontology annotation, molecular function: ATP binding; cyclin-dependent protein serine/threonine kinase activity; RNA polymerase II CTD heptapeptide repeat kinase activity. Gene Ontology annotation, biological process: protein phosphorylation. The coding region runs from base 301 to 1563 and encodes 420 amino acids.
CCGUCUGCCAUCCAGGCCAAAAUCAUCUCGGCCGCGGCGAGCGCGCCUGCCCAGCAUCAGAGUCUCAAAAGGACGGCGCAGGAAGCAUUCGAGGGUACGCUUUCCGCCAUGUCUCAUUAUUUUCGUAUGAGAAGCCAUCACUCAGUUACUCUAAACAUGUCCGCUUCAAUCGACACGCGUAGUUAUCAUGCUGCGGUUACGGUUGUUCAGUUUUGAGUGUGUGCGCAUCCAUGAAAUUUUUGUCGUCCUUGGUACUCACGACUGAAUGUAGAGGCGCCUGCAACGCCACCACUGGUCAAGAUGCAAGGAACACCAUAUGCGCCGCAACGACACAUCAACGACCAUUAUGACAUCGUGGGUUUCAUCAGCAGCGGCACCUAUGGCCGCGUCUACAAAGCGGUCUCCAAACGAAACACUGCUCAGCCUGCUCAGCCGGUCAAGCAUCCCUUGAGCGGUCGAACAAUCGAAGCUUUCGCUAUAAAAAAGUUCAAGCCCGAUAAAGAAGGUGCCGAAUUGCAAUACACCGGCAUAUCGCAAUCUGCCAUUCGUGAAAUGGCAUUGUGUACGGAGCUUUCUCAUCAAGCCCUCAUUCACCUGGUCGAGAUCAUUUUGGAAAGCAAGUGCAUCUUCAUGGUCUUCGAAUACGCCGAGCAUGAUCUGUUGCAGCUCAUUCAUCACCACAGCCUGCUCCCUCGCACACCUAUUCCGGCCGUUACACUCCGCUCCUGUAUGUACCAAUUGCUCUCUGGCCUGCUUUAUCUUCACCAGAACUGGGUCAUACAUCGUGAUCUCAAACCCGCAAACAUCAUGGUCACCUCCUCCGGCGCCAUUAAAAUCGGAGACCUUGGAUUAGCUCGCCUAUUCUACAAGCCUCUACAGGCCUUAUUCAGCGGCGACAAGGUCGUCGUGACUAUAUGGUACCGUGCACCGGAGCUGCUACUGGGUAGCAGGCAUUACACGCCUGCCAUUGACCUUUGGGCUGUCGGAUGCAUCUUCGCCGAACUGUUGAGCCUGCGACCGAUCUUCAAGGGCGAAGAGGCUAAGCAAGACAGCAAGAAGGCCGUUCCGUUUCAGCGUAACCAGAUGGGCAAGAUUGGCGAAGUACUCGGCCUACCCAAACGCCAAGAAUGGCCUCUUUUGCAAAGUAUGCCCGAAUACAGCAGCCUCGCCAGUGUGAGCCUGCAUAAUCCUGCCGUUAAUCGCCCACUUACGCUGGAGAAGUGGUACAGAAACACGGUCCAGAACAAUAAUUACAGCGGCCACAACUCCUCACCACCGGACGAGUCUGCGCUGGACUUGCUUAGGAAGUUGCUGGAGUACGACCCGCUGAAGCGCUUGACCGCUGAACAAGCGCUCAAGCAUCCUUACUUCCUUGGCCCAGAUAGCAAUGGCAAGCCACCAAGCUGGAACUGCUUCGAAGGGCUAGAGACGAAGUAUCCAGCGCGGAAAGUGAGUACUGAGGCCCAUGAGAUUGGGACGGGCAGUCUGCCUGGUACUAAACGAAGCGUGCUACCGGACGACAGCCUCCUUAGACCUCCGCCGAAGAAGAUGAGGGAUGGAUGAGCAUUCUACACAAAAGCGCUUGCAUUAUGUACUGAGUACCAGCGCUAAUGUGGCAAAAAGAUAUGCAUGCGCCGAGUCUCUCGAUGACAGCGUCAGAUGUUCUGGAAGGUUGCGCACCUUGCCCGGCACCCUCAGCCGAGCACGUCCGAAGUCCUCGCAAAGAUUUUUACCACGCAAGGAGGGCGGAUCCAGCGUACUAUUUGCGUCAGCUCGGCGUUGUUGCUUCCUAAGCAAGCUACGUGGUGAGUUGGAUGCACUGUUCACCAUCGGCAGCAGGUAGCUGGCUUUGCCGCCUAUGAUGAUGAGUAAAGCAAGUGGCUAGUGACUGCAGCUACGCGAUGGAUAAGUGCGAGAGGGUGGCCUGU